AUGCUUGCACUAACUCAGCACCACCAAAACCUAAAUUUCCUCUCUCACCUUCAACCUCCUUCCUUAGCUUACACUUUCUGCAACUGGGCUCCUCUCAUUCUCACCCUUCUCGCCACCCUUCUCAUUCUCCGCUCCCGCCACAACGCAAAUUCCAUCUCUGUCAUCAUCGCCGCCGAUUAUGAUCACACCGAUACCGAAGAUGACUUCGACGAUGACGCAGUAUCCUCAGUAUCGGAGUUUGAAGACGAUGAAGAAGAAAAGGAAGAAGAGCGAACGAAUGAGUAUUUCAGAGUAAGAGGUUCUACAAACGAUGAUUGUUUGCUCAUACGACGUCGUAGCAUUAGUGAUUUCUUGUCACUUUCGGAAAUCGCCAACUCCAAAAGCGUCGUAAAGUUAUGGGACUCCAUAGGGUUUGGGCUAGGGUUUUCCUUGGACCAUUUUGACAAUUCAUGUUCUUCCUCCAAUGGAAGCGUCGUGUCCCUUUACGGCGGGGAGCAUGGACUCCGACCUAAUCAGGCGGUGGUGGUUUCCGCCGGAGAAAACGAGGCGGGAAAUUUAGCGGUGAGGGUUUCGGAUGCGCGGCUCCGGCGGCGGAUUCCCGCGGUGAUGGCGGAGUGGGGAUCGAGCCUUGGAAAGACCGUUGGAGUUGAAUCGGGUGAACUACACAAGGUUUACGUCAAACAUGACGGCCGUUACGGUUUGACGGUCGGUGACAUCAGAAACCCGAAGUUGCCGUUGGAACAUGUAACGGAUUCACACCUGAAUCUUUGGUGGCCAAAUUCACUCAUCAUGAAAAUUUAA
Sphenostylis stenocarpa is the source of this 801-nucleotide messenger RNA. The record is from the annotation of a GenBank genome assembly. NCBI's taxonomy places the organism in Eukaryota, Viridiplantae, Streptophyta, Magnoliopsida, Fabales, Fabaceae.